AUACGUCUCCUCAGUAUGGGGGGUUCUGGAUGGAAGAGCAGAAUACUGGUGCUCUUGGUCCUUGGCACUAUCAUCACUCUGUAUUGUCCCAUUAACCAGGCAGCGAAUAUAUUAGUUGUCCCCAUUGCUGGAAGUCACUGGAUCAACAUGAGGAUUCUAAUCGAAGAACUGAAGCUUCACGGACACAACAUCACUGUGCUUUAUCAAGCAGGGGCUUGGCACAUCACAGAGAGACCUGACCUGUACAAAUCCAUUGUCAUUCAAGUGCAAGGAACCACUGCGCAGAUCGACGCAGGGGGAAUAAUGCUCCAAAACACACUGCUAAUUGCGCAACGUGGGUGGGCCUUCUGGGGCAAAGUUAAGUCACAAUUUGAAGCAUUAACCUAUUUGCAAAAUCGUCAUAAGAUGAUUUAUAGGUUUAUUGCUGAUAUCUUUGAAAACAAGGGUUUGCUAAACCAACUUGAAGAGGCAAAGUUUGACCUAGUGCUUACGGAUCCUUUUUUUGGUACAGGUCCCAUGCUUGGGUAUUAUUUAAAACUUCCGCUGGUGUAUAAUGUCCGAUGGUUGGAUAGCGGGGAUGCACAUUCCCUCUUUGCCCCGUCACCACCUUCCUAUAUCCCGAUCUCCAGCUCGCAACUGACCGACAAAAUGUCCUUUCUCCAAAGAACACAAAACGUCAUCCAAAGUCUGAUUCAGCUAUUUGCUUUGGAACUUGUCAUUUACCCCAAUUACAAUGAAAUCUGCCAUCGGUAUCUGGGACCAGACACGGACAUCAAGUCGAUUCUCCUCAGAGCUGAUGUGUGGCUGAUGAGGGUGGAUUUUGUGUUUGAAUUCCCAAGACCCACCAUGCCAAACAUUGUGUACAUCGGAGGCUUCCAGUGUAAACCAGCACGGCCUCUGGCAGCAGAGUUUGAGGAGUUUGUCCAAAGCUCAGGUAAACAUGGACUUGUUGUAAUGUCAUUGGGGACCUUUGUCCGCUCUUUACCAGUGGAGAUUACAAUGAAAAUAGCAGAAGCUUUAUCUCAAAUCCCCCAGAAGGUUAUCUGGAGAUAUGAUGGUGAGACCCCUCCCAAUAUAGGGAAUAAUACACUGCUGGCAAAAUGGAUCCCUCAGAACGACCUGCUGGGUCACCCCAACACACGAGCCUUUGUUUCACACGGAGGCACCAAUGGGAUUUAUGAAGCCAUCUACCAUGGGGUGCCAGUGAUCGGCAUGCCUCUGAUCUUUGACCAGUUUGACAAUGUAGUCAGACUUGAAUCCCGAGGAGCAGCAAAAGUGAUCAACAUUGCAACCAUGCACUCCACAGAUCUGUUGCAGGCACUCAACGAGGUGAUAAACGGCACAUCUUAUGGGGACAACAUGAAGAGACUCUCCGCUCUCCAUCGGGACCAGCCAGAGUCGCCAAUGGAGAGAGCCGUUUUCUGGGUUGAGUACGUUGCCCGACACAAAGGAGCGGGGCAUUUGCGCUCAGAAUUCCACCGACUCCCCUGGUAUGCUUACUAUUGUGUAGAUGUGAUGAUCUUUCUGUUGUCUGUGUUACUCCUGCUCACUGUGUUGGUGGUUGGAACACUGAAGAAACUUUGUCGUAUUGUUUGUAGCAAAAAGCAAAAGACGGAGUGAGAUGACCCUUUUAGAGUUGGGAAUCGCCCUUUUUAGUUCUUUCACGUUCUUUAAAGCUGGGUUUUCUUGCACAAUGCAUGGAAGCUCUUUCUCACAUACCCGCAAUUUUCUAAAGAGAUAAAAAAUGUUCCUCCUCAUUAUUUGCUGCACCGGCACUUUGGCUUCCAAUGGCAUGUGCACAAAAACACCCAAGUCCAUUUUGUCCAUCAACAUUCUCCUAUUUCUCUCCAUUUCAAAUAUCUAUAUUACUCAAAGUCUGAUCUUGACCACUUCCUGUUGUUCUGUAUAUUGAUUUUAGAAAAAACGCUACCAUUUACGACUGUGAUUUUUGGCCAUCUUACUCAGUCCCCCUUCUCUGCGCAGGACAAGAGGGUUUUUCCCAUCGAUGAAAAAUAAAAGAGUUAUUAGUGUUUAAAAAAUGUUGAGAUUCUCUCUCCUGAAGGCCACGUCCCUUCCGGAGGGACUAUAAAACCCAGAAGUGUUGAGUGCCUCAGUCAUUCUCUGCAAGAUAGGGUCACAUCUCUCAGUCUGUGCUGUGAAUAACACUGAACACAUGUCUACUAAACUGUGAGUGGUUUUACUGACCUGUCAGUGACCUUAAUGUGGUUUGAUAAUAUAGUUUGAAAAUGCUAAAGCUGUGUUGCCUUUGGUUUGGAAAUGCUAAAGCUGUGUUGCCUAAUUAAAGUUGCCUUGCCUAAUUAAAGUUGCCUUGCCUAAUUAAAGUUGCCUUGCCUAAUUAAAGUUGCCUUUCUUUCUAUGUAAUUAAAAGUCUAAUCUUGACCACUUCCUGUUUGCGUAUUAUAUUGAUUUAAAAAGAAACGCUACCAAAUAUACGGCUGUGAUAUUUGGCCAUCUUACUCAGAGUCCCCCUCUGCUCAUCAGGUGCCGAUGAUUUUUGCCAUCGAUGAAAAUUCAAAGAGUUAUUAUAGUUUAAAAAUUGUUGAGAUUCUCUCUCCUGUCAAUCACGCCAUGCAGGCCACAUGCAGGCCUGGUGGGAGUGGGGAGGGACUAUAAAACCCAGAAGUGUGGGCGUUGCUCAGUCUCUGCAAGAUGGAGGAGGGAGAAGUCAUGAUGCGCUGUCUUUAGUGGCCUAGCACCCUGCUUGAAAUUGUAUGAGACUGCAUUGUAAUUUGGUGGCCUUGCACCCUGCUUCAAGUGGUAAGAAACUGUCGUGAGUGAGUGAGUGAGCUGCCAGCACAACAGGCUUGAGUGACUGAGCCGCCAACCCAAGAAUCCAUUCGGCCCACAAUGUCCAUACUAGCCCCCCUGGAAACCUGUCCCUUCAGCCCACAACACCAAUACUAGGCCACCAAUAUUGGAAUUGGUGUGGAGGUGAAAUAUUGCAUUGGGGGACCAGCCCUCCCAUGUGAUGCUGGGACCCAAUGGGUCCCACUUAGUCU
Leucoraja erinaceus (little skate) is the source of this 3020-nucleotide messenger RNA. RefSeq names its product UDP-glucuronosyltransferase 2C1-like. The record is from RefSeq and is a predicted model, not a curated record. Gene Ontology annotation, molecular function: UDP-glycosyltransferase activity. The transcript has a single exon. Bases 16 to 1620 code for a protein of 534 amino acids. NCBI's taxonomy places the organism in Eukaryota, Metazoa, Chordata, Chondrichthyes, Rajiformes, Rajidae.